GUAGGUGGAGGUGUGAAAAUCCUCUUUGAGAAUGAGCUCGGUGUGGCAGAUUUCCACCUGCCCAACAAAAGCUGCAUCCUGUACGUGUCGGAGUGUGACAUCAUAGCAGGAAACGGCUACAAGAGGAAACUGGUUCGCUACAGAAAUGCCAGCAGCAGCUUCCAGCAGCUGGUGCUGGUGGAGAACACCAGACUCAGUGAGCAGUACUUCUCUGCUGUCCAGAAGUUUGUGGUGUUUGACCUCGGCCUGACUCUCCUGCCGGUCAGCGGGCAGACUGAAGCCUCACAGCUCAUCACUCAGAUGGUCCAUGGGGAGAGCAGGGAGAACCCUUUCAGGCGGAGGAGUGCGUCUCGGCUGUUGGACCCCCUGGUCCUGGCCCUGGUGCAGCAGGUCCCGGGGGUGGGCAGGGUCAAAGCUCUGGCCCUGCUGCAGCAUUUCCCCAGCAUCCAGCAGCUCUGUAACGCCUCCCCCGCCGAGCUGGAGCCCAUCGUGGGUCAGGCUGCCGCUCAGCAAAUCCACAGCUUCUUCCACAAAGCCACAGCUGCUGGAACCUGAAGGCGCUCCGCAUGGAUCCAGUCUGGGUCUUUAUUUAACCAGAGAGGUUUGGAUCUAAUGAUACUGGUCACCUGAAACAUGCUCCCUGGUCGCCGUGUCUGCUGCACAGGAUGUGAGGAGCUUUAGAUUUAAAUGACUGCUGGGACACCAC
Messenger RNA from Thunnus maccoyii (southern bluefin tuna), 706 nucleotides. Its product is annotated as Fanconi anemia core complex-associated protein 24-like. Gene Ontology annotation, biological process: interstrand cross-link repair. The annotation marks the transcript as partial. Gene Ontology annotation, molecular function: chromatin binding. NCBI's taxonomy places the organism in Eukaryota, Metazoa, Chordata, Actinopteri, Scombriformes, Scombridae. The record is from RefSeq and is a predicted model, not a curated record. The transcript has 3 exons. Gene Ontology annotation, cellular component: Fanconi anaemia nuclear complex.